Messenger RNA from Polistes canadensis, 25092 nucleotides. It is a transcript of the gene Msp300, whose product is annotated as nesprin-1. The transcript is spliced from 32 exons. Gene Ontology annotation, cellular component: meiotic nuclear membrane microtubule tethering complex; cytoplasm; nuclear outer membrane. The record is from RefSeq and is a predicted model, not a curated record. Bases 948 to 24971 code for a protein of 8007 amino acids. Gene Ontology annotation, molecular function: actin filament binding. Gene Ontology annotation, biological process: nuclear migration. Lineage: Eukaryota; Metazoa; Arthropoda; Insecta; Hymenoptera; Vespidae.
CGUCGUUGUCGUCAUUUUCUUAGUAGUUGUGUUUUAUAGUAGUGGUAGUAACGGAGAACGCAAACGGUGGGAUUCAAGGAGCCUAACAUCGUUCGACGAACGAGUGGCCUCCAGUAUCGAACCGACGUUCGUCGUGCGCGGGCAUAAACUGCACGUUCCUUUAUAUAUAUAUAUAUAUACUAACAUAUAUACACAUAUAUAUAUAUAUAAUAUAUUCAACAUACAUUCCAUAAACUCAGACACGCACGCGCGACAUUUACAUAGGUUACGUGCCAUCUCCAGAGAGUACAUAAAAGCCGGACUAAUAUACGUGUGUAUAGAGGUAUAUACAAUUGUACCAAAAAGAUAGAAAGAGAUAGAUAGAUAGAUAGAGAAACAGAGACACCAUUAUUAAGUGAGGAAAAUGUAGCCGGGUUUGAUGUGAACAUAGUCUAACAUUUAACAGUUAAAAGUUAAUAUGAACUAAACAGUAACAGUAACAUCAACAGCAUUAACAGCAGCUGUCCCUCUAUCGAUGCGGACAACUGAACGAGGAGGAGGAAGAAGAGGAGGAGAAGGAGGAGGAGAAGGAGGAGGAGGUUGUGUCGAGAGGGUGCGGUGUCAACCGGCCGUGAAGAGAAUAUUUUCUUUGUCUGCUGUUACUACUCGUACUAUCUGUCUGUCUCUGUUAUUCUUGUCUACGUAUUAGUGCGUGGGGUGUGGUACACCAUUGAAAAACAACCAAAAAAAAAAAAAAGAACAGAAAAGACAGGUGUCUACCGAUUCGAUUAUCGGGGAGCCUUCCUGUUGAAAUAACUCGAACUUAAGUGAGGUUUCAAUUAGAAUUAUAAUGAAGAAUACAAAUCCGUAAGAACCACCGGUGUGUACUAUCGUUAGAACUAGAAGUCAAGUUUCCAAUGGGAUAAUGUUGGUUUAAUCAUAAUUGAAUAAUAAUAAUAAUAAUAAUAAUGUCGCAACGAUCAACACCAACUAGGGAGGAUGGUAGUAAUCCUGGUAGUCGUCAGGAUAGUCCUAGAACACCACGUGGCGGUAGACUCAGAGAUAGGGUGAACUUUUUCGAACAAGUAUGGACCGGUGUUGGUGGUAAUGGUAAUGGUGGUGGUGUUGGUGGUGUUGGUCGAGGUUCACCAACGAGCCUAGUAGACGAACCUACGGAUGAGAUUGAUUCCUCAUCUUCACGUACUCGUACAUUUCGUUCUACUUAUCAACAAUCUAAUAGACCAUCAUCUAGAGCCAGUGAUUCUUCAUUCGAGGAAAGUUUCGAAAGGCUCGUAGAAGAAUGCGAUCUUAACGGGGCUAAAAUAGUUAAAUUCGAAAAGGUCGUGGUUAAAAAAAGUAGCAGAGAAAUCGUUACAUCGAGUGGUGGUGGUGGUGGUGGUGGUGGUGGUAAUGGUGGAAUUAUUAAUGAUUCGAAUAAUGUUACCAUUACUAGUAAUUAUCCAAUCGAAAUAACCGAAAUGAGCAGGACACCGAGCGAGGAACACGCCCUAGAAGAUUCGGCUUAUCAAAGUCACAGCCAUGGUGCACAAAGUCAUGGUAGUGGUGGUAGCAAAUCGAGCUCGGUAACUUCAUCGUUCAUUACUAAAUUUCCAUCCGAAGAAAAUGUAUUUCAAAGAAGGGGCAGCAAUAUUGUUCAACAACAAUUUACAACUGACGAUGAUAAACCACCAUCUGUUUGGUACGCGGAAUAUCGUAAUCAGAGUUUCCAGAAUGUAGCUGCCAAAAUGGAACACCUACGUAGUACCAGGAACCAAUACGAUGCGCAUAUCGCACAAAUCAAAGACGAACAAGAACGCGUGCAAAAGAAGACAUUUGUUAAUUGGAUCAAUUCUUAUCUCUCUAAGCGAAUUCCGCCUCUCCGAGUGGACGAUUUAAUUGAAGAUUUGAAAGAUGGUACACGUUUGCUCGCUUUAUUGGAAGUUUUGUCGGGUGAAAAAUUGCCGGUGGAAAAAGGCCGUAACCUGAAGAGGCCUCAUUUUCUUAGCAAUGCGAAUACUGCAUUACAAUUUUUACAAAGUAAAAAGAUUAAGUUAGUGAACAUAAAUUCGUCCGAUUUAGUCGAUGGACGGCCUCCAGUAGUGUUAGGCUUAAUAUGGACCAUCAUUCUAUACUUUCAGAUCGAAGAAAAUACAAGGGCUUUGGAAUAUCUCGGACAAACUUGGGGUAGUCAGAGUAGUCUUGAAAGUCUUGGUACUCAAGGUUCUGCUGCUAGCGAAAGAAAACGUAUCAGUAGCGAAAAAUGGAAACAAGGUGCAAGAAAAACUUUGCUUCAAUGGGUUACCAAUACUCUACCAAAAGAUAUUGGUAUACAAGUACGUGAUUUUGGUGAAAGUUGGAGAGAUGGUAAUGCUUUCUUAGCCAUAAUCGAUGCUAUCAAAUCAAAUUUAGUGAAUAUGGCAGCUAUGAGAGAAGUAACUAACAGAACAAGAUUGGAAACAGCAUUUGAUAUAGCUGAAGUUGAACUUGGUAUAGCACGUCUAUUAGAUCCUGAAGACGUUGACGUACCACAACCAGAUGAAAAAUCUAUAAUGACAUAUGUUGCACAAUUUUUACACAAUUAUCCGGAUCCAAAAAGUACUAAUCCGGAUUCUCUCUCGUCUAUUAAACAAGAAUACGACGAUCUACUUAAUUGGCUUAACGAUAAGACAAGAUAUCUCGAACAACUCGAUAAAACUAAUUCUUUUCCAACCAAUUACUCGAAAUAUAUUUCGUUUAAUGAAGAAGUAGAAGAGAAAAGAUUGAUUUAUAAUAAAUUGCAAAGUUUGGUAACAACACCAUCGAUAAUAAAUAUAACACGUGAUUUUUUGAAACAUAUACAAACGUUAUGGAAAACAUUGGAAUUGCUUAUGUUGCAUUGGGUUUGGUUAUUGGAUUCCGCGUUACCUGGGGAUUUAGGUUUAACGGGAAGGUGGCUUGCUCGUGCAGAAGGUCUGUUAAAUUCUGACGGUGAUAUACCCGAAGAAAUGACCGAAGAAACGGCAAAUAUUAUUUUGAAAAAGUUAGAAGAACACGCGAAAUUUUUCUCGGAAUUACCGACUAUGAUGAAAAAAUUCGAACAGGCGAAAAAUUCUUCAUUGGCGCAACAACAAGUUCCACGAGAACAACUUGAAAAUAUGACAACGCGUUACAAUGAUUUACCAUCGAAAAUAGCCAAGCGUAAGAUCAAAUUAAAGUUCCUGGAACACAAAUGUUGUCUCGUUGCUUUCCUUUAUUUGUUGGAAACAAAAUUGAAAGGAUGGAAUAUUAAAUAUGGUACAGAGGAAAAGGUUUUACAAAUGUUGGAACAGUAUAACAAUUUUGUUUCUAGAAAUAGAAUAUUUCAAGAAUUUCAAAAGGCCUAUUUAGAUAUGCAGCAAGUUGUCGACGAAUAUAAACGGGAAGGUGACAUAGAUAAAGAUGAAUGCCUACAAAUAGAUCGUUUUAUGCGAGAAACUGGUGAAAAAUGGAAAAACGUUUCGGUUGAUUUGAGAUGCGUGCAAAGUAUGCUCGACGAAGUAGUCGCAUAUUGGUCGAAAUGGACCGAGGGAUCGGACGAAUUUGAAAAUUGGUUGAUUCGUGCUGAAUCAGCAUUGAAUUUGCCGGAAGAAGAGAAAAUGGAAUUCUUCCAAGACAUAAGUAUUUGGAAAGAUAAACAUCAAAAACUUUCUGACACCGUUAAAUUUUUAAUAGUCACUUCGGAAGAUGUCGUAGCACUUCGUUUAAAGGAACAUUAUACAAUUUUGACAAAUAAAUGGGAACACAUAUUCCAAGAAGCGAAACAAUAUAUGCACGCUGGUGAUUUAUUAAGAAAUAGAAAGGAUUAUAGAAUGGGAGUUGAAACGUUACAAAAUUGGUUGAGAAAUGCUGAAUCAGCUUUAUCCACUACACAAUUGACUUCAACCGAACGUAUCAAAGAAUACGGUGAAAAACUUCAGCCCCUUUACAACGAGGUCAAAGAUAUAGAAGAAUUGUUUAAGAAUAUAAGCAGAAAAUUUCAAACCCUUAUACAAGAGUUGUCGCGUGACGAAGUAGACAAAAUGAUGAAUACCCUUAAAAAAGAAAAGGAAGCAUUGGUAAGGGUACGUGCAUUGAUACCAAUGCAAUGGCAUUUGUAUCAUCAAUUACUUGUACAACGAGAAUCAUUGGAGGAUGGUAAAAAAGAAAUAUCCGCGUGGUUGGACGAGGCUGAAAAAUUAUUGAACAGUAUUGAUUUAUCGGGUGGUAGAGAUGCGAUAUUGGCACAAUUGGAACGACACAAAACAUUUUUCUCCCGAACAUUGUAUCACAAAUCAAUGCUCGAAUCUAAGAACAAGAUAUUUUCUAGCAUAGUUAAAUCUGUUGGUAAUAGCGAGGACGUAGAUACGAGUGAAAAUGGUUUGACGUUGAAGGAAUUAAAUGAAAGAUUUGCUAAAGUUUGUCAAUUAUCACAAAUGUGGGAACAACGUCUACAAGAAGUAAUAAGAUGUUUGACGAAAUUCAAAGAUUGCGAAAGACGUAUUUCCGAGUGGUUGUUGUCAGCUGAAAUAUUACUCAACGAUGUACACAUUGACAAUCGUUCAUCCGUUGAGUAUCAUAAAAAUUUCUUCAGUAACGUAUACGAAAAAUGGAUUCAAGAUUUGAUUAAUUCUGCCCAAGAUUUGAAAAAUGUUUUACCUGUUGAACAACAAGCUCCCGUUACUGAAACAGUUGAAAGUUUACAGAAACGUUGGAAAGAAGUUUUAACGUUUGCACCACUUCAUCUUAUGAAAUUAGAAUUUCGAUUGGACGAAGCAACGUUGCUUCAAUAUCUCAAAGAAAUUGAGAUGGAAAUUAAUUCGGAACAACAAGCAUUGAUUCAAAAUGAUGAUAUCGAUGGUAUACUGCAACGAAAUCAAGAAUUUUUUGUCAAUCGUGGUGUUAUUCAAAACGUUGACAGAUGUUUGCAGACGUUGAAGAAAAUUAGCACCACUUAUAGUCAGUUAAAACCUAAUGAUAAUAGUUUGAGUCAAGAGAUUGAAAAAACUGAAAAUUUGUGGAUUGAAACUACCAAGAAAAUAGAGCAUCUCAAAGAACAACUUUAUCAGAUUCCUCAGCAAUGGGCUGCCUACAGAAAAAAAUUCGAUGAGAUGGUGCAAUGGAUGGAUCACGUUGACAGUAUCUUGAAAACUAUUUUACACGAAGUUAAUACCCUGGAAGAAUUUGAAAAAGAGAAAGCUGUUUUUCAGAAAAUAUCUAAAGAAGCUGAUAAUCAACGUGAAGAAAUGAAGUGGUUGGUUCAGACAUUGGAUGUACUUAUUUCCAAUCGUUUAGAUCACGAGGCAAUUUCUGAACAGAAAAAAUUGGAACAAUUAAUAAGUCGAUAUAAAAAUUUGAUACCAACAAUAGAAAUUACAAUGACAAAGACGGAUAUCUAUUCGAAAAGUUAUACUUAUAGAAAAGUAGUCAGAGAAGCGUGUACCCUUUUACGUAAAGUACGUGAACAAUCGAAAGAAGACGUUCCAUUGGUACAUCCUGAGAGUCUUUCAACUGCUGUUGCUCAGCAAGAAACUCGUCUUCAACAAUUGGAACAACAAAGGGCUAACAUAGUUAGCAUGUUGCAACGUGGAAAAGAUCUUUUGAAAGAUCAACACGCGCCAACUUUCAUAUCUUCCGAGGUUCAACAAUUAGAAGUUAAUUGGAACGAUACUUACGGACAAAGUAUAGAAACUUUGAAAUCUUUGAAAAACACACAGAAAUUAUGGGCCGCUUACGAGGAACAAAAAGCAGAAAUUUUGAAACUCAUGAAACAAGCUGAAGAAGAAUUGAACAAAGUUAAAUCGAGCGUUUACAACGAUGCCGCACAAAUGUCUGCCGAUCUUCAGAACAAACAAGAAUUUAGCACGACUUUGGAUAAAUCUGCUAAAGAAAUGAUAACUAAAUUGCGUGAAAUUCAAAGUAAUUUAUCUGACGUAACACCGGUCGAGAAAAUCGAAUUCAUAGAAAAAGAAAUCAUAGAAACGGAAAUGAAAAUGGAAACAACGUUGAAAGUUUUACACGAGACUGUUGUACAUCUUCAGGAAUAUAAUUCUAAAUGGACUAAAUUCCAAUCGAAAUUUGGAGAAUUACAAAAUUGGACUCAACAGAGGAUACCGCAAUCAUUGGCAGAAAUUGAGAAUUAUGCUAUGUCUCCUGAAGAACGGUUACAUAAAACUGAACAUUUACAAAAGGAAAUUCACGAAAAGAUGAACAUAUUGAAAAUUCUCAAAGAAGAAUCGCAAACACUUAAAACAGAUGAGACAGAUGGUACGGAAUCCAAACGUUUGGAUAAAGAAUUGGAAAGUCUUGAGAAAGUGGUAAAAUCGCUUCAAGAAAAUAAUGAAAUACAACGGCAAACAGCUGUACAAAAUUUAGCAACAUGGAAAGAAUACGAAAUGGGAAUUCAAAAGGUAAAACCUUGGGUCGAAGAAGCAGAAUCGAAAGUAUCAUCGAUGGGAAGUAAACCAACUAAUCUUGAGCAAGCUAUCAAAAUGUUAAAUAUUGCUAAAACUUUUGAGAAUCAAUGUCAACAACAACUUCCUCAAGUUCAAAAUCUUUCAUCGGUUAGUCAACAAAUUACGGGAAGAACUGCUGCACCCGAUGAAAUUGAUGCAGUUUAUAGAAGAUGGAACGUCGUCCACGACAUGGCUAUACAAAUAACAACGAAAUUGGAUAAAUUAGUUUCCUGUUGGAAUAAUUUUGAAAGCGACACCAAAGAAUUUACCGAGUGGUUGGAAAAAAGUGAGAAAGCAUCCCUCGUUGUUCCCAAUAUUCAAACACCAGAAGUCAGUAAACUCGAACAAGAAUUGGCUAAUUUGAAAGGUUUCAGUAAAUCAAUAUCUGAUCAUCAAGCUCAAUUGAUAUCGUUGACUCAAGUAUCCGAUCACAUUACUCACGGUUUGUCAUUGGAAGGUGGGACUAAUUUAAAAAAUCGUAUGUCAGAUUUAAAGGCACGUGUCAGUAAGCUAGCUGAUACGGUAAGACAUCAAAUUAAUCUCGUAUCAGAUUCUUUAUUGGCUAGACAAGAAUUCCAAAUGAAAAUAGCUGAUUUUGAGAAUUGGAUGUCUACGUUAAAAUCAAACAUUGCUGAUAUCAAUGAAGUUAAUAUCGAUAACAUCGAUACUACAUUGCAAGCCAUUCACGCAUAUCUUCAAGAACAUUCGGAAAAACAGCCAAGUUUUGCAGCCAUUUAUGACGAAGUUAAACGUCUAUCUGGCCAGGGUUCGAAACAAGAAGCUGCAGCAUUGGAUGAAAUAUAUAUUUCAUUAGCUAAUAAAUAUAAAGAUUUGGAGGAUGAAUUACAUCAGAAGAAAAAGAUUUUAGAAAAAUGGAUAGAACUGAUGAGCUGGUAUAACGAAACAACAGCCCAAUUGGAAUAUUACAAAUACGAAGCUGAAGCUCGUAAACCAACUGUCAAUGAUUUGAAUAGAUUAUCUUUAGAAUUGCAAGAUGUACAAUCGAAAUUGAAUACAUGGAGAAAUCAAAUAGGUGCUAUAGACAGUUCAUUGAAAGUUCGUAUUCGUGACAAACAAGAGAAUCCACUUACAGCGUCUGCUUUGGUCAGUGAUUUGGAAGCUAAAGCGGUCGUCUUGGAAACCGAAUUAUCAUCUAAACGUGAAAAAUUAGAAACCCUUGGCGCAAGGUGGGAUAAUUUCAAAAAAUUGCAAGAGAAAAUAACUGAAGAUAUCUUGAAAACUCAAAGUAAUUUACAAGAUAUUACUGACAACGUUGAUUCUUGCGAACAAUUGGCACCCGCGGUAGACAAAAUAGAACAAUUAAUAGAAAUACAUCAAGGAAAGGAACCUGACAAACAAUUACUGCAUCGCGAAGCUGACAAUUUAAUGCAGGAAGAUCAAAGAGCUAUGACAAACAUUCAAGUUGUUUUGUCAUACGUCGAUGCCAAUUGGGAAAAGGUUAGUGUUCUUCUUCAAGAACAAAAAAAGAAAUAUGCGGAAAUGGAUAAUGAUUGGAAACAAUACAAAGAGGCUGAAGACAAAUUACAAAGAUUCAUGAACGAAUCUACAUUGUUGUGUCAAAGUGUGAAAGAAAUUCCCGAUGAUAUAACACAAGCAACAGUAGCUUUGGAUAAAUAUAAAAGAGCGUUGGAAAUUGUAAAAAAGGGAAAACAAUUUUUGGACAAAAUGGAAUCAAAAGCUCAACAGAUUACGAAAGAUGCUUCACUUCUGCCCAAUUUUAAAUCGGAUUUGGUGACUUCGAAUUUAAAUGAAAAUCGUAAGAAAUAUCAAGAAACUUAUAGCAACAUUAUCGACAAAUUACAACUCUACGAAACGCAACUUAUUAUUUGGAAACAAAUAGAAGAAGCGAAAUAUGAAUUGACACGGUGGCUCAGUGACACCAAUGAAGCACUCACGUCAGCUCGUGAAUGUUUACUCGAUUCCGAAAGUGGACAAAUGCGUUUGAUAAGAUAUCGCGAGGAAUUGCCAGCGCAUUUGCAAUUCAAGCAAGGAAUCGAGACCAAAAUUGAACAAUUAAAGAAAUUGAAUAAAACUACCCACGUACCGACGUUGGACGCAUUGAGAAAAUUAUUAGACGAACAAUUUGAGACAGUCAAAGAGGCGGCAGAGAAAUUAGAAUCGUUGACGAUAACGUUGAACGAAAAAGAGAAAGAUAUUAGAAAGGAGAUUGAAAAAUGUAGCGAAUUGAUAUCGAAAAUUCGCGAAGAUAUUAUUAAAUGCGACGAUUUGACAGGUGAAAAUACAAAAAUACUCGGUAGAAUAAAUAAGUGUCAAGAAUUGAAAGGUAAAUUAGACGAAUGCGAUGAUACUUUGUCGAUGAUCGAAGAAAAUCUUGCGAUAACUACGUCGGAAUAUCCAACCAUAUCUAAAUCUACUUUGAACAAGGAACUUCAAGCUUUGAUAUUACGAAAAGAAGGUGUCAGUAGUCACGCAGGAAAAGUUAACGCAACCUUGGUUGCAUUCUUAACGAAAUUAUAUCACGAGAAAUUUGGUGCUUUCCAACGAAUGGUAGGAAUUCACAAGGAAAAGGUUGCUUGGUGCGAACCGGAACAAAGUAGCGAUCGUUACAAUCUCGAAGUUAAAAUGGCAUCAUUGACAGACGUUGAAAUUGGUAUUAACGAUUGCGACGCCAGAAAAGAUGACGUUGAUAAUUCAUUGAAACUAUUGGAAACCGUGGAGAGUCCUGAAAUCACUAAUGUUCUUAGAAUCGAACGUGACAAGGUAUCGUUGGAAUUGGAAUCGUUGAAGGAAAAUUAUAAAAAGAUUAAAUCUUUGUUAGAACACAACGUUACGUUAUGGCAACGUUAUGAAAAUUUAUCCGAAAGCGUGGUCACCUGGUUGAAGGAAAAUGAAAAUAGAAUAAGAGCGGAAGCAUCGAUAUUGCUUAAUAUAAAUGAGAUAGAAAAUAAGAUCAAAGAAAUCGAACAAUUGAAAACCAUUGCUAAAGAUUAUCAUACGGUUUUGCAAGAUGUAAUUAAUUUAGGCGAGGAUAUUAACAAAGUUAGUCCCGAAUCUCGUGUUAAACAAUACGUAGGACAUCUUGACAGUCGAUACCAAUCGAUACUCAAAUUUUUGUCACAAUAUUUAGACAGAUUACGUGAAUUAAAGGAUAGUAGAGAUCAGUAUACAAUAAGUACCACGGAAUUACAAUCUUGGAUAGAUAAUGCUGAACGUAAAUUAAAAGUUUUCGAUGAGAUAAGUGGUCCAAAGCCAAUGACGUUUUAUCAGUCGCGAUUAAAGGAAUUGAAAGCAUUCGCGGAGGAAAGGGAAACUGGUCAAUCAAUUAUGAAUCAUGCCGCGGAAUUGGGUGAAGCUCUUUUCGCAAGGAUCACUCCCGACUGUCGUGAAUUUAUCAGAACCGAAUUAAGAAAUUUACGUAAUCGCGUAGAUGCCUUGACGGAUCAUGCCAACGUCAUUUAUAAACGAAUUGAAAGCGACAUGAUGCAUCGUUCAUCAUUUGAAGAUAAAUAUUCGCAAGUUAAACAAUGGGUUAUCGAUGCGGAAGCUAAAUUAGGCGACAAACAGAUGCUCCUACCGAAUCUUCAAGAAAAAAAGCUUGCACUUCAAUCCUAUAAAGCUAUUGCGCAAGACGUUAACGUUCAUAAAAAUAUUUUACAACAAUUGGAAGAUCGAUUAGGCAAAACACCGGACGACGAAGCUAGCGAAAUGUUAAGCAGCGUUGUUGCAGCAUACGAAAAACUAUCUAACAAUGUUGAAGAUCGAAUUAGAAUAGCUGACAAAUACGUAUCCAAUCACGAAUCUUAUUUGCAAACGUUUGAAAAAACUCGCGAUUGGAUUAACACGAUAAUCAAUGAAACUGCAUCACUCAUAGAGGAUCUACCGGUUGAACGGGACAUUGCUAAAUCAAAGACAACUUUGAUUAAAAAUGUUUUACAACGUAAAGCUGAGGGUGAUCGCGUUUUAUCCGAUUGUAACGAACAAUUAAAUAUCAUUCUUGAACAAACAUCUAUUCCUGGUCACGCGGCUCUGAUCAAAGCAUUCGAAGAACAGAAAAAGAAUUGGGAAGAUUUCUUGGGUCGUUGUUCAGCUACCACUGACGUAUUGGAUCAUCUUUUUAAUCAGUGGUCGGAAUUCGAAAAAGUUGUCGAAGAUUUGGAAGCGUGGACUAAACAAAUGGACAGUCAAUUGAAAGAUCAAAGUUUAAAGAGUACGGAAGAAGCCAAGCGUAUGCAUUUACAAAAAUUAAAGAAUUUGGAAGAAUGCAUAGCACAAAAGGGUUCCGAGUUUAGUUCAGCUAUAAAGAAAAGUCAAAGUAUCGAGGGAAGUUCGGAUUUGUCAACGAGAAUAUCACGUCAGGCUACGAAAUAUCAAUCGCUUAGAAAUCAAGUAAAAGAAUCUGUAUCGAGAUACGAACAAUUCGUAAAGGAGCACAGUACGUUCAAUGAAAGAUACAACGAAUUGAUUAAAUGGAUUUCCGGUGUUAAAGGAGAAUUAAAGAAACACAGCGAAAUCGUUGGUAAUCUUUCGUUAUUGCAAAAUCGACAAAAAGCUAUUCGAGAUCUCAGCGAUACUCGAACCAAAGAAAAUGCACGUUUCGAAUCUGUCAUUGAUCUCGGGGAAAAACUUUAUUCCCAUACGUCACCGGAUGGUCGUGAAACUGUUAGACAACAAUUGAGGGAUUUGAGAACCUUGUGGAAUACAUUUUCCGAAGAUCUCCAGUCGGCAACGCAAAAAUUAGAUCAAUGUUUGAUGCAUUUUGCCGAAUUCACGUUGUCCCAAGAACAAUUAACGUCUUGGCUUCGUGACGUUGAAAGUGCCAUGGAACAGCACACGGAAUUAAAAUCUUCUUUGGAAGAAAAAAGAGCUCAAUUACAAAAUCAUAAGAUAAUGCAUCAGGAAAUAAUGUCCCAUCAGAAUUUGGUCGAAUCAGCUUGCGACAAAGCUCAACAAUUAAUCGAUCAAACCAAGGACACGUCUUUGAAUAUAUACCUGCAAACGAUUAAACAAUUGUUUAACGAUAUCGUUGCUAAAUCUCAACACCUAUUAGAGAAUUUAGAGGAUUGUGCCGAAAAACAUAAUUGCUUUAAUCUGCAAUGCAAAUACUUUUCAAAUUGGUUAACCGGCGAACGGGAAAAACUUGCCGAAUGUAAUGAUAUUACUGGAGAAAAAAGUGAAAUUACUCGUCGUUUGGCGACACUUUCUUUAUUGAGGGACAAUCAAAUACAGGGUGCUGAACAUUUCGAAAAAUUGAAACAACUUAGUUCAGCUAUGAUGAAGAGUACUGCAAUUAAAGGACAAGAACUUAUCAAUAAAGAAGUAUUAAGUCUGGAAAAGAGUCUAUCUCAAUAUCUAACUGAAAUUGAAUCUGUUGAAGAGAAGCAAAAAGUUGCUUUAAAGAAAUGGCAAGAUUUCGAGGAUCAAUUGGAAGCCCAUGGACGUUGGUUCACAUCGAUGGAAGCUGCAUUUAGAGAUCAACAAUUGCAACCAACGUUGAAGGAUAAAGAAGCCAGGCUUCAAAUGUUCAAAGAGAAACGUGACGUUAUAUUGAAACAAGAACAAGAAAUCGAUGCGUUCGUGGAUAUAUCUCACAAUUUAUUGCAUUCCAGCGGUCUCGAACGUAUCAAAGUUUUAAUUUCUCAAAUCAGCUACAGAUAUCAAUUACUUCAUACGUUCAGUAAAGAAGUUAUAAAUCGUUGUCAAAGUAUCAUAGACGAUCAUCAAACGUACGAAGAUAAAUUGAAAUCAAUCGAUGCAUGGUUAACACCAUUGGAACAAAGUUUGGCCACUUUGAAGAGAGAAGACGUUGGUGGAAAUCUCGAAGCAAGAGCAUUGUGUUUGCAAACGUUAUUAGCUGAGAAAGAACAAGCGGAACAUCGUUUAUCCGGAUUAGCUGCAGCUGGUGAAAGAAUCUUACCAGAUACCUCAGCUCAAGGUCGAGAAAUUAUACGACAUGAAAUAAGACGUGUAAGAGAACGAUGGGAUAAUCUUGCUGAAGGUAUCACCGAACAACAAAAGAAACAAGAUGCUCAAUCAUUGCAAUGGUCUACUUAUCAAGAAACAUUGCAACAAACGCUUCUUUGGUUGAAUACCAUGGAAAGAGCUAUAAAACAGGAUCCACCAGUAACUUGGCCUUCAUUGCAAGAAAUCAAAUCGAAAUUAUUGAAGAAUAAAACGUUGCAUCAAGAAAUCCUUGCUCAUAAACGUAUAAUAGAAGGAAUUUCCGAAAAAGCAAAUGCUUUGAUUCAAGUUGCACAAGCACCAUUGGACAUUCAAGAUAAAGUUACAUCGGUUUCCGAUAGAUACGAGAAACUUGUUGAUAAAUCGCAGAAAUCUAUAGCCAGUUUAGAAGAGUUCCUUGAUAUAUUCCAACAAUUUCAAGAUCUUUAUCGUGCCUAUCAGGAUUACCAGAAACAACAGUGGGAACAAUUGAUCAGUUACAGCGAUUCCAUUGCUAAUAAAAAUACUUUACAAAAUAGAUUGGAUAAAGUACUCGAAAUACAGGACAAACAGAAUGAAGGUGAAUUGAAAUUAAAUGUUUUGGCGGAACAUGUUUCCCAAAAUGCAAGCAGUUUAUCACCAAAGGUAUAUUACGAGUGCAUGAGAAAAGACGUGGCUAAUUUAAGAUUCGAGAGCAAGAAUUUUGCUAAUGCGGUCAGUGACGUAAUUCGUUGCAUAGAAGAAAGAAUGGCACAAUGGAACGAAUACGAAAAUUUAUUGGAACAAUUAAUUGUUUGGCUGGGCGAUGCGGAAACUACUUUGAAAAAUUAUUCGAUGAAAAAUACGAUCGAAGAAAAACAAGAACAAUUGGAAAAAUAUCAAGAACUACAAAAGGUCGCUGAAUCACGGAAUACGGAUGUAACUGAAUUGGUGGCGCUUGGUGACCACCUUGAACAAACGUUAAUCGCAAAUCUCAGGCAAAACGAGGUAGACUUCGAUAAAAUGAGAUACGGAUUUGAUUCAUCGGAGUUGAUCCAGAUCAGUGGGGAGACUAGAUUUUCUUCUAGCGUGCAACAAAUCAAUUCUAGAUUUCAAUCAGUACAGAGUACUGCUAAGGAACUGAUGAAAAAAUGUGAACAAGCUUGUUCAGAUCAUAAUGCAUAUCUAGAACGUUACAAACAAUGUUCAGAAUGGUUGGCUACAGCAAGGGGACGUUAUCAAUCGGUUGCGGACAAUUUGUGCGGCACGCAUCAAGAAUUAAUAUUAAAGGCUGAUACAUUGAAGGAACUUUUAGGAAGACAAUCAUCAGCAAUGUCUUUAUUGAACAGUACAAUUGAGACAGGUGAACGUUUGUAUCCUACAACCGGUGUAGAGGGAAGAGAAAUCAUUCGUCAAGAGUUAUCGGACCUUCAACAAGUUUUGGAAGGAUUGUACGACGACAUUGCAUCAACGGAACGUGAUUUGCAAGGUAGAAUCGUUAAAUGGUCAGGUUUCGAUGAGUGUAGCGAAGGAUUUGAAAAAUGGUUGAAAGAUGCGGAAUCCCAAUUGAAAGAGGACAUAGAAUUGAAAACAACUUUGGACGAAAAACGUGGACAAUUGCAAAUAUAUCGUUCUUUCUUGCACGACGUUCAAGUACAUCAACAGGAUUUGUUAGAUCUUUCGGAUAAAGCUGAUAAUCUUCCAGAACGUACGGACAAAAUUGAUUCUAUAAUAAAUAAAUUGAAACGCAGGCACGCUGAAGUAUUGAAACGUGCCACAACGUUUGUCGAAAGAUACGAGGGAAUUGUCAGUGAUCAUCAACAGUAUAGUAAAGCAGUGUUAGAUACACACGAAUGGUUGGAUGCAACCCAUAAUGCUGUUAAUCUAUGGGGCGAUACAGAAUUAGAACGAGUUUCACUUCAUACGAAUUUGGAUCGUUUGCAAAAUCUUUUGCAUACACUUCCGGAAGAACAACCGAGGGUACAACAAAUUCGUGUUCUUGGUGAAAAAGUGAUACCCGGUACAUUGGAAACCGGUCAAAUAAAUAUACGAUCGCAGAUAGAUUCGUCCCAACAGGAAUGGGAAGGUUUAAUAUCUGCUGUUAAAUCGACCAUAGAAGCUUUGGAAAAUAAAUUACAACAGUGGAACGAAUUUGAAAACUUUAAGGAAAGAUGUUUGAUUUGGAUCAAGGAUACGGAUACGAAACUUCACGCUGUAGAUUUGAAAUCGACAUUUGGGGAAAAGAAAGAUCAAUUGGAAAAAUUGCGUUCCCUGCAAGGUGAGGUACGUGCUAAGGAACUUGAAAUUGACGCGGUCACCGAAAGGGCCCAACAGUUGCAUAAAAAUCUAUCCUCGAGAACAUCGCACAUAUCCGAAUUGAGUAUUAAGUAUCAACAAAUAUCGAGUAAAGUUAAAGAUUUGAACAAUCGUUGGCAUCAAUUCGUAGCCGUGCAUCAAGAAUUCGACAAUCAAUUAUCCGAAUGUAGCAGAUGGUUGAACGACAUCAAAAACAAAUUGGCUUAUUGUUCGGAUUUGAGUGCGUCUUCGCAAAAGGAUUUGGAAAAUAAAAUGGAAACAAUGCAAGAUAUAUUGUUGUAUAAAGAGGACGGAUUUACAAAAGUUCAAAGUAUCGUUGAAUUGGCCCAAGCUGUUUUGGCUAAUACAGCACCGAGUGGACAUCAAGCGAUAAACGAAGCAUUGGCGAAUCUUCAAGAACAAUGGAGUGCCGUUGCAUCGAAAAUGCUCGAAACCAAAACGAAUUUGGACGAUUCUAUUAACAAAUGGGCCGGUUUACUCGAACAAAUUCAAUCGAUUAAUAAAACUAACGAGUACAUGCAAACGUCAUUGGAAGAAAUGUCACAAUUCCAAGCGACAAUGACAGAAAAAAGGAGCCAAUUGGAACGUAUAAAAGCAUUGGAAGAGAAAAUUAGAUGCGAGAACAUAGAAGUCGAAAGUUUGAAAGCCAAAGUAGCCGAAAUGAUAGCCAGCGGUCAACAAGGUUUGGCUGCUUCUCACGCCCAAGAUAUAUUGGGUAGAUUCGAUAUGCUGUUUGAAAAAAUUAAAUCAUUAUUGACGGAACGCGAGGAACAAUAUAAGGAUCAUCGGCUUUACAAAGAAGCUCACGACAAUUUGAUUAGUUGGCUUAAUCGUGCGCGCGAAAAGAUACCCGCGAUGAAACAGAGAUCGUUGAGCGAUAAAUUAGCGAUUGAAAAUGCUGUAGCACCAUUGGAAAGUCUUCUCAAUAAAAAAGCCCAAGGGGAACUUUUGGUAGAACAUUUGCAACACACUGGAAAAGUUGUAUGCGUUGGUACCAAUGUUCAGGGGCAAGAAGUCAUCAAAAAUGAGAUUCGUGCUUUAACAGAAAGCUUCGAAGGAUUGUUCAAAGAAAUCAAACAACAAAAGGAUCAAUUGGAAUCAACUAUCAGUCAGUGGCGCGAUUACAAAGACGAAUAUGAACGACUUAGCGAUUGGUUGCAACAAUUUGAUAUUCUUAUUAAAGCACAGAAGAAUGCGUUGUUACCAAACGUUAAAGAGAAACAAAAGCAAGUGCAAGAGGUCAAAGAAAUAUUGAACAAUUUGACCAAGGGUCAAGAACAAUUCGACAAAUUUAAUAAAACAGCUUCUGGUCUGCUUUCCUCUCAUUUGGAUACUUACGUUAAUAAUCAAUUACGUCAUUUAAAUUCGCGAUAUCAAGUGCAAGUGAAUCUUGCUAAGGAUGUACUGAACAAAGUAGAAAUUAAUUUGGCUCAACACGAGGAGUACGAAGCAUAUCUCGGGAAGGCACGGGAUUGGAUUGAAAAUGCAAAACAAAUCAUAAGACAAGGAACGGAAGCAGCAUCUACGAGUAGUAGAAACGAAUUGCAAAACAGAUUGGACAAAAUACAAGAAUUGUUGAGGAAACGCGAGGAGGGACAAAAUUUGGUACACUUGACGAUAAAUUGCGGUGAAAAGGUUAUGAGAAAUACAAGAUCGGAUGGUCGGGAAGAAAUCGGUUCGCAAUUGAAAGAUAUACAAAAUGAUUGGGAACGUUUAGUUAAGAAGAUAUCAACUACUAAAGUACACUUGGAAACUAGUCUUUUACAAUGGGCCGAUUAUAGUUCAUCUUAUUCGCAAUUGCAACAGUGGAUCAACGAUCGCGAAGCGAAAUUGCAACAGGUUUGGGAACAAAAAGUAUCGAAAGCUAAAAAAGGUUCAGCCGGUUUGAGUUCUUUAGCGAUCGGGGAAAGAAAAGCUAAUUUGCGUCAGACGAAUAGUAUCGUACAAGACAUCGUUGCAUUCGAACCAAUGAUUCAAUCAGUAGCAACUAAAGCAGAAGAUCUUAGACAAGCAACACCAGCAACCGAGAUAUCAAUUAAAUAUAAAACAUUAAGUAAACACGCCCAAGAACUUUAUGCGAAACAAAAGGAAACGGUUGAACAGCAUCAGGCAUUUAUCGAUAGUGGUAAUGAAUUUUUACAAUGGAUAAGAGUUGCCAAAGAAAGAUUAGGGAAAUGUUCGGAACCAACGGGUGACAAGGAAUCGAUAGCAAGUAAGAUUACACAAUUGAAGGUAUUGCAGUGUGAACUUUCAGAGGGACAGAAAAAACUUGAGAAAGCUUUAGAACGUGGUAAUGCUGCCUGUCAAAUUGCUGACGCUGAGGAUAAAGAAAUUAUCGAGGAGGAAGUAGCAUUGUUGCAAGACGAAUACGAUAAUUACGUGGACUCGUUGGGUACUACAAAAUCUUUAUUGGAAGAGGCCAUUGUAAAAUGGACUCAAUACGAGGAACAAUUUUCUGAAGCUGCCGAAUGGUUAACUCAAACCGAACAACUCGUACAAUCUUAUAAUAAAUUACAGGACAGUCUUGAAGAAAAGAAAAACGUUCUCGAACAAUUCCAAGUACAUUUGCAAACAUUAUUCGAUUGGCAAAAGGAAUUAGAUCGUUUGAAUAUGAAAGCCCAAAUGUUGGUAGAAACCUGUGCCGACACUAGAAUUUCAAACGCGGUUACUCAAUUGACCACCAAAUACAAUGCACUUUUGUCGCUUGCCAAAGAAAUUAUGCGACGAUUGGAAUUACAUUAUCAGGAACAUCAACAACACAAUACGUUGCAUCAAGAGUGCGAGGAUUGGAUUGAACGUACCAGAAACAAAUUGGUUGAGUGCAUGGAAAUUCCUAGUACAUUGCAGGAAGUUAAUAAUAAAUUGCACACUUGUAAAACUAUACGGCAAACCUUGGAACAGGGUCAAAAUAAAUUACGUUAUGCAUUGGAAUUGAAAGAAAAGGUUAUCAUGAACACCGAACAAAACGGUGCUGUUAAAAUUCAAGAGGAUACCGAAAAUCUUAAAGCUGAAUUCGACAAAUUGUUAGCCGACGUUGAAAUUGCUAGACAAAAACUUUCCGUACGUGCAGGUGUACUCGAAGAAUUGAACAAAAUUCACAGAAUGAUAGCUGAUUGGAUCGAAGAGGUCGAAGGCAAAGUUCAGGCCGAAGAAAUCUAUAGAAAUGAUCUCAGCGAAAAGCGUGCUCUUUUGGAAAAAUUCAAAACUGUAUUAAGAGACAUAAUUGGCCACGGUGAUUCAUUGAAUCGACUUAAAACGCGUCUCGCUGAAGAUUCGACAAUACAAAAAAGUCCGUACGAGGGAACCAUCACUAAAUAUGAAUCAAUUAAACAAUCGAUUGCCGAUAAAAUAAAUAAAUUGGAAAAUCAAAUAAAGGAUCACGAAAAGUUUCAGCAAGCUUAUAACGAAGCUGCCGAUUGGGUACGUCAAACAAAACUUGAACUUCAACAACAUAGUGAUACUCAUGGCGAUAAAGGACAAGUAUUGGAACGUGAAAAUAAAGUGAGUCAAAUUAUUUCCUCAUUGCCGAAGGGUGACAAAUUAAUCUCGAAAGUAAUCGAAUUAAGAGAUGCCGUAAUUUCGACUACCGGUACGGAGGGUCAGGAUUCUAUCAAACAAGAUGUCAAACAAUUGCAAAAUGAUUGGUCUUUAUUACAAUCACAGUGUCACGAUUCCUACGAAACUCUUAACAAUUGCAUAUCAACGUGGUCGCAAUUCACGGCUGCUGUUGAUAACAUGAAAGCAUGGAUCGAUUAUUUCCAACAGAAGGUAAUCGACGAACAAUCGAAAGAAAAUAAAACUCAAGUAGAUUUAGCUCGGUGCAAGCAAUUGGUCGACGAAGCUGUCGAACAAAAACCCGUUCUGGAAGAUUUGAACGACAAAUGCGAGGCCUUAUUGGAAAUGAGUGCAUGGAGUUUGGCGCGUGACAAAACGGUACAACUUCAAUCGUCUUACACGUCUCUGUUAACCGAUGCGCAAAGUUUGGUUUCCAAGGUUGAGAAAAAUCUAUCAGAUCAUACGGAAUUUUUAAAAGCGAAAAAGGAAAUGGAAGAUUGGUUGUGUACCGUGCAAAAGUCAGUAAAAGAUUGCGUUGGUACGGGUGACGAGGCAUGGGCUAAGAAUAAAUUAGCAAUCCUUAAGGUUGCAGCUUCGCAAAUAACCGAAGGUCAACAAUUAUUGUCUACGUUACAGAAUGCAUUCGUUAAGGCAAUUAACACGGCAUUACCAGAACAACAAGAUCAAUUAAGAACAGAUAUGGCUGAUCUACGAUCGAACUGGGAACAAUUGACCAUGGAUUUAAAUACCAGUCAAGCACGAGUUAAAUCUAUUCUCAGCAGAUGGGAGGAUCAUUUGGAAGCUUAUAACAAAUUUAAAAAAUGGUUGGACGAUACUUACGAAUCCACGGAAGAUUUGCCAAAUACUAAAGGUGAAUUUGGUGAAAUGAAAACAUUAUUAGAACGAUACAAGCACAUACAAGAAACGGUGCACAGUAAAAAGACCGAUUUGGAUAAUUUAAUGGAAGAAGCUGGGGAAUUAUCUAAUUGGGCAGAAAAUAAUGUAACGUUGGAACGAUCAAAAGAAUUAUUGACAAAGUGGCAAGUUUUAGGUGAUCGCGUUGACGAAAGAAAGAAAUUGAUCGAGGAUGAAAUGAAGGAAUACAAUGCGUAUCAUGCGGCAUUACAGGACACAGAAAAGUGGUUGUUACAGAUAUCUUUCCAAUUGAUGGCUCAUAACUCGCUUUAUAUAACUAGUAAAGAACAAACAAUGGCACAAAUGAAACAACACGAAUCGUUGCUGAUAGAAAUACAAAAGUAUCAAACUGUCCUCGAUGAUUUAAAAGCUAAGGGUCAGGGACAAAUAAAUCAAUACGUAACGGUAAAUAAAGAAAUCAAAAACACGAUAGAAACCCAAUUGCAAAACGUUCAAGAUAGUUAUAAUUCUUUGUUGAAUACUGCAUUACAAAUAAAAGGUAGAUUGGCGGAUUCAUUAACGAAAUUCCAAGAAUACGAAAACACAUUGGAAAGUAUUGCGAAGAAUUUGGAUAAUUAUCAAAUUGAAAUUGUUCGCGAGUUGGAUGCACCUUUGGAUAAACUUGCCGAAGCUGAGGAAAGUCUGGAAAAUGCGCGAACGUUGCAUAAUAAGUUGCAAUCGGAGAAAACGCGUUUGGCAUUGGCAAUCGAGGCUUGCGAAGCAGCAGCAGCUUGCAUUUCCAGGCCCGGUAGUCCUUUGGAUGCACCCCCAGUUCAAAUUGCACCAAGGGAAGUUGAAAUUCGUACGAAAUUGGAAGACCUCAUUGAUCAAAUGCAAACCCAUUUGACCAAUGUGACAAAAGUUGUUGCCGAUUUGGAGGAACAAACUAGACAGAAAAAUGCAUUGUGCAUGUGGAUUAAUCAGCAACGCGCACUUUGCGCCGAAUGGAAAUCAAGGCCAGCAAAGUUACGUGCCGAGGCAGCUCAAGCCGAAUUGCAAACGAUGAACGAAUUAUUGGUGAACGUCAAUGAACGUCGUACCCGUGCUUUGAUCGAACUUGCAUCGCAUCCGGAAAUACAAGAGGUCGAAGAUGGGCUUAAUAAAUUGGAAGCUGAAUUGACGGAUGCGAUUGUCGGUAAACAGGCGUCGCAAGAUUUGAUACAAAAGUAUAGAAAUCAAGUGCAAGAUAUUCAAUCGUGGUUUGAUGCUCUAUUGAAAAAAGCCGAUGGCAUUGAAAAAGGCAGUGGUCUUACGAUAGGUCAAAAGAUUUCUAAUAUCAAAGAAAUAAUUGGCGAAUUCGAAUCACAGAGUACAGACAGAUUGGACGAAGUUAAAAAAUUGGGCGACCAAGUAAUGGAUUCUGUCAGUAAUUUGGAUUCGCAACAAAUCGAGGAACAGAUCAAGUUCGUUGAGAGACGUUACACCGAUAUAAGUAAAAAAUUGCAAAGGAAGGCACAAGUUUUGGAUAUGACAGCUCAAGGUAUCGAAGCUACUCGUCAAGAAAUCGAAGAAAAUCGAAAUUGGAUUGAACAGAAAAAGGAACACGCUAGAUUGACCGAACCCUUGGGAUACGAAAGUAAACAAGCUGAAGAAAGAUUGCUCGUUCUCAAGAGUAUAUUGAAAGAAGCCGAAGGCAAACAAAUGAUAGUAGAUACGCUUGAAAAACGCGUUGGAAAUAUGCAAAACGAAUUGGAAACUAGCGAACAACAGCAAUUAGAAGACAAUACGAAAGCUUUGCGCGGAGAACAUAUCGAAUUGCGUACCAUUUUGCAAGAAGAAAUUUCAAUUGCGAGUGCAGCUGUGGAUGCUUGUCGCAAAUUUGAAACCGAUCUGGCACGGGCUCGUGCAUGGAUCAAAAAUAAGAGCAACGAAUUGAAGAAACUUAGCGGAUACCUUCCCUUAAAAGCUUCGAAAGUUGAACAAGAAAUUGUACAGCACAGCAGUUUAGAAUCUGAAAUCGAAUCAUUCAACGAAGGUAAUUUGAAUGAUAUUAUAAAACAGGGACACAGUAUGUUGAAGGAAUGUAACGCGGAGGAUCGUGCAAAGUUACAAAGUUUGUUAGACGAUUUGAACAAAGAUUACGAAGAAUUAAAAAGAGAAGCUAAGGAAAAGCAAGCGUCCCUUAACGAUCUACUUCAAGGACGUAAAUCUUUUGAAAAUGAAAUGGACAAGUGUCAGAGGUGGAUCAAUGAAGCAGAAGUAGCUACUUCGUUAGAAUUACGAACAUCUAGCGUUGAUGUUCUACGUGAACAGCUUGCUAAGUACGAUCGUUUAAAGAAAGAAGCCAAAGAAUACGCAGACAAUAUUGAAAAGAUAACGCAACAAGGAAAAUCUAUUUUGCCAACUAUCAGCGAUGCCGAUAAACAAGAACUCAGUGAACAAUUGAAAUGCAUGAAAGAGGCCCACGAUAGGGUGGCCAAUGUAAUAAACGAACGGGCUAAUAAUCUGCAGAAAAAAAUUGACGAAGCUGAAGAAGCAGCAGCUAGAGUUGCCGAAGCUGUACAAUUCAUGACGGACAUUCAAAAAGAACUUCAGGAUUUGAAUAAACCAAUCGGUGCGCGUAUCGAGGACGUCGAAGGAAUGUUAGCAGCUUAUGAAAGAAUAUUGGAUGAUCUUAAAAAUAAUAAAUCUAAGUUGUCCGGUUUGCAAUCAGCUAAUGUUGGUGAUCUUCAAAGUAUUCUUGCUCAACAAGAUGAUCUUAUAAGAGCAUUGGAAGCACAAAUUGCUAAACUUAGACAACUUUUGCUUCUUCGGCAACAAUUUAUAGCAUUGGUUGGUGAAAUUACUACUUUCAUUGCUAAAUAUACUGAAAUCAUUCGAGAUAUUGAAAAAUCUGGUCAAACAACUGAAGACAAAAUCAAAAGAUACGAUGAUGCUAUAUUAAAAAUACAAGAAUGUGAAGCUACACUAGCAAGUGCCACAGAUAAAGGACAACAAAUAGCUGCUGAGGGUUCAGCAGUUGAUAGAAAUAUCAUAACGGAACAAUUGCAAACGCUUAAACAACAACUCCAAGGUCUCAGAAGAGCCGUAGAAACGCAGAGAGAAAAGCACGAGUUAGCUGCAGCAGAACACAGAAGAUUGGCCGAAGAAUUGGCCGACAUUUUAGAUUGGAUAGAGAGCAAGGAAAAAGAAGUCAAGUCUAGGCCACUUUUAGAAAGGGAUCCGCAAAGUGUCGAAGAAGAAAUAAAUAAGCACAGGAUUCUUUGCGACAGUAUAAACGAAUAUUUGGAUAAAAUUCGUAAGUUGAAGGAUUCUGUACGACACGAGGAAGGUAUGCCAGGAUCAUUGAAAGAAAUGUUAAGCGAAGCUAUGUCUUUGUUAACAUCAUUGCCCAGAGAAAUGGAGGAACGUGGAAAUUAUAUUGAAAAUAAUUUACAAUUAAGAUUGAAUUAUGCCCAAUUAGCUGAUAAAUUGCACAAUUGGGUUAAGGAAGCUGAGAUUAGGUUGGAUAGUGAUAAAGAUGGACUAGAUUUUGAAAAUAUUCUUAGCGAUUUGGAAGAACACAAGAUAUACUUCAGUACAGAAUCAUCGAUUCGCGAAUUAGUUUCUCAACAAAUCCAACAAGCAGCAGACAAAAUAUGGCCAUCGUUGAAUAGUUCUGAACAAGAAGAAUUAAGUACCGAACAACAACAGCAUACUCAAUUGUUAAAGAACACAUUGAAUACUGCUAGAUCUCAACGAGCUCGCAUGGAACAAGGUGCAGAAACUUGGAGAGAUUACAGUCAAACUUUGGAACGUGUGCGUGCUGUCAUAGCUAGGACAAGAUUCACUGAUGAACCUGUUACAACGUUAGCCGGCUUGCAGUUUAAUAUUCAAAAGAUUACGCAUGCAUUAAAUGAUAUUCAGAAUCAACAGUUCGAAUUAGAUUUGUUGAACGAACGUGGUCGUGAAGUUCUACAUUUGGCUAAUCCCCGUAACAAAAAGAAGAUAGAAGAACAAUCAUCCGAGAUAACUACCGAAUGGAAAGAAUUGGUUUCUGGUUUAGAAGGUCGUAGAGAUGCACUUGAAGCACUUUCAAGACAUUGGGAAGAAUUGGAAGCACGUUAUUCUCACGUUGAAACUCGAUUGAACGCCAUUGAAGAAAAAAGCAAACUCAUCGAUACGAUUGUUAGAUCUAAACAACAUUUACAAGAUACCAGUAAAGCUUUAUAUGAAUCAAUUACGGAUGCUGAUAAACUUAGACCGGCAACAGAGGAAAUACAAACAUUAGCAGGACCAGUACUUAUUUAUCUGUCAGCUUUCACACAAGCCCCGGCAUGUGCACUCGAGGAACGCAUCAAACAUCUUCAAAAAUCCGCAGAAUCACUCGUUGGUUCAUUACGGGAGAAAUCGAAGAAAGCUGAAGAAGAUCUCGAGGAACUUGAAAAUCUAGAGAACGAGAUCGAAAGAUUGCGUAAAAGUUUGAACGAGUCGCGAAACUUAGCGACGAAUUUAUACGUAUUCGGUGCAGAUCAGGAUACAGCCGAUAACGAGGUUAAGGAAUUGAAAUCUCACUUGGAGGAUUUGAUUGAUAGUGCAAAGAAAUUUUGUGGAAAGACUAAGGCGCGGUACCAAGUUACCCAGCAGUUGGUGCCAACCGAUUUGUCCCAGCAUUUGACGGCUCUCGAGCUUUGUGCCGAGGCUAGUGCACAAGCUAUGGAUGAGAAACAGAGAGAACUUAAACGGGCCAGGACCACUAGGUCGGAUUAUUUGACCGACGUAGAUGAAGUUCAGGCAUGGGUAAGGCAAGCUGAGAUCAAAGUGCAGGACAGGUCAGUUGAACCUAUUGCACUUAGGGAAAGUUUAAGACAAAUACAAAACGAGCUGGGACCCGUAAUGGAUAAACUCGAACGAUUAACGAGAAAUGCUCGUGUGAUCAUCGAUAAUACGAGAGACGAUAACGAAAAGGAAUACAUCGAUAAAACGGUUAACGAUUUGAACGAACAAUUGGGACAAGUCAAAAGUUGGCUUGACGAAAAGAGACAAAUUGUUGGCGACACUUUAGACGCGUGGCAAAGGUUUUUAACACUUUACGAUGCUGUCAGGGCAUGGACGGAAGAAAAGAAGCAAUUCCUAACGGAACCGUUAAAACUCAGUACCCUCAUUCAGGCCAGACAAAGGCUUCACGAAUAUUCGACCGCUGUUAAAAGCUGUAAACAGGUUAACAAAAAUCUAAGCGACAUGGCCAAAGAAUUAGACAACAUUCGUCAAGUAACAACGACUGGUGAUUUACCGGAGAAAUUUACCGAGGCUGAGGAAGCCAAGAUACACGUAGAGGGUCAACUAUUGGAAAGAAACGCAUUGCUGCAAGAAACUAGCGAGGAAUGGGAACAAUGCGAAAGAAAGAUGAAGGAGGUUAAAAGUUGGAUGGAAAAAGCUAAACAGAUACUCGAGUCGCCCCAAAAUAAGAAAAAACCUUUGCACGAUCAGCACGCAAUUAGGGAAAAAAUGUUGAGCGACGUUACGAUACAAAAGACCAAAAUUAAAAUGUCGAUAGAAAAAUUGCGUGUACAUUUUAGAUCCGGUAUAGGUGGCGACAAAAAGAUAUCCGAAAUUGCCGAAGAAUUGUUAUCGGAAUUAGACGUCCUUUAUAAAACCGUAACGGAAGAGACUGCAUCAUUGGAACUAUGUUUGGAUCAGAUCGAUCAAUAUCAACAGGAAAUACAAAAAUUACGUCAAAAGGUUGUUCAAGUGGAACAGCAACUUAGGACAGUAUUAAGCCCGACGUAUUUACCUAACAACAGGGAAAAAGCUAUUCAAGAACAACAGAUUUAUCGUGAAAAUAUUAAAUCUCUGCAAAAUAAAAUCCAAUCGUUUACCGAAAGAACGAAGUUAAUCGUUCAAAGGGGCACACCCGACACAGAAAUUUUGGAUCUGUGACAAUAAAUUAAUUUCGUAGUUCUUUAAAUAUGUUCCUGUCGUCAUCAUCAAUUACUAUCAAUUAUCAAAUCAAAUUUAUAUCUACGAACACGAUGGGCCAAAAUGUCAUUUCGCAUUGAUU